Messenger RNA from Bacillus rossius redtenbacheri, 1013 nucleotides. RefSeq lists its product as uncharacterized. Lineage: Eukaryota; Metazoa; Arthropoda; Insecta; Phasmatodea; Bacillidae. The transcript has 3 exons. The coding region runs from base 87 to 905 and encodes 272 amino acids. The record is from RefSeq and is a predicted model, not a curated record.
AGAAAUACAUUCUUUUAGAUUUAGUAACUGAACAUUUCAAUAUCAUUGAAAAUAAAAAAACAGAUGGUGUUUCACAGCAACAAAAAAUGAAGCAGUGGCAAAUACUUGCAGAUACUUUCAAUUGUAUGUCUGGAGAACAUCACAGGACUGCAGAAAAUUUAAAAGCGGUGUGGGAGAAUCUCAAAAAGCACACGCGAAAGACUUCUGCUGAUCAACGAGUUCAAGUAUUAACUGGAACAGGUGGAGGUCCUUCAAAAACAGUUAGUAAGGAUCCCAUUUGUGAGAGAGUGCAGAGCCUAAUCAAACCGACUAUCGAUGGUGCCAAGAAUCCCUUCGAUUCAGAUUCAGAUGCAAUAAUAUUACCAUUUGAUGCAUCAAAUAGGCCUACUGAUGAGGAUGACAGCAUUCAACUGGAUGUCGGAGCAGAAGUGGAUGUUUCUUUCGUGGAGACGGCAGAGACAGUAACUCUUCCAAAUGGCGACUGGACGCAUUAUACUCCAGCCAUGCUCAGCAGUCCUGUGUGUUCUGCCCUUCGACACUCCAAUAACAACUCGGCUAUCACAAACACAGUGCAGACCAAUACUACUGAUUCAUGCAGUGCAAGUAGUGGGAAGGCAAUGCCUCCUAGCAGUAGGGGAAAUGCUUCAGUGCAAUCUCCCUUUACUAGCAAGCGGCGACCAACCCCGGCCACCAAAGUGAAAGAAGUAAGUGCUGUCAAUGCAGCAAAAAUCGAACUAAUUGAACUUGCAAAAAAACAUGCAAUCGAGGAAAAAGAAGUUAUGAAAGAAAUCUGGGAACUGCGGUUACAACAAGAACGAGAAAAAGUAAAGCAGGAAAAGCUGCAAACUGAACUUUUAUCUUUACAAAUCUUGAAAAUAAAGAAAGAACUAGAACAUUUGCAGUAAUUUAAUUGUUCUUAUGUAUUAAACAUUUGCUCAACUAUCAUGACAUAAUUGUUAUAUAUUACAUGUAUAUUUACAAAGUGAUAUUCAUUGUGCCUAUUAACAAACAGU